Molecule: messenger RNA, 1281 nt
Organism: Diaporthe amygdali
Lineage: Eukaryota; Fungi; Ascomycota; Sordariomycetes; Diaporthales; Diaporthaceae
Exons: 1
Coding region: 1-1281 (426 amino acids)
Source: RefSeq, a predicted model, not a curated record
AUGAUACUUACUGAUACUGGGCUCGAUCGAGAUAAAGAAACUGGUGCUGGAUUCGAAGCAGUUGAUUUUCCAGUUGAAGUAUCAGACCCGCUCGAUGGACCGGAUGAUGCUGGCAACGGAGGAACUGGGCGACCAGCAGAUGGUGAUGGAGCACUCUCAGACAAGCCCUCGGAAAAGGUAGGAAUGGGACUGGACGAAAAGGCAGCCGAGCUCGUCACAUCGCCAGUGGGUGAAGGCGAAGUCUGGUCAAUCACUCCGCUCGAAGCCGAGCUUGCUGGUAGACUGGAGAUGACAGUGCUUGAUGUCGAGCUCGUUGGCUCUGGAACGGAUACGGUCAGACUUAUCGUGCUGCUCAGGACGGAAAGGCUGGUGGACUCCGAAAUAGAUGCAGCUCCACCAGAUGAGGCGGACACCGUCCUGCCGCUCGAAGCCGGCAGGCUUGAAACAAAAGUGCUCGAGACUGAGCUUUUAGGUGAUGUGAUCGAGACACCCGUGCUUUGUCUUGUGCUUAGACUUGGAGAGAUCACCGAAUCUGAGAUUGGAACACUCUGCGGCGGGGAGGUGGACGUUGUCUCAGCGGCCGAAGACGUAGACAAAGUGUUACUCGUCAAAUUUGUAGGGGUUGACUCGACGGCUGAGCUGGGGACGCUACUGGCCAAUCCCGAGAACACUGUGGUUAUCCCGCUGAAUGUUGCACUCGCGCUUGAAGGUGGUAGCGGCGCAGACACGUCGUUCGAACUUGAAGAGGAUUCUGUGCUUGGAAACGGUGGGCCUGGGGCAGCGGAACCCGAAAGUGGACUGGUUGGAGAUGACAACUCCGUGUAUGGCCCUGUGGUUGACGAUGUUUCGGCCGACGAUGAACUGCCAAUCAGUGUGGUGCCUCUACUUGAUAGUCCAGAGGGAACAGAACUGGCUAUAAGUGAGCUUGCUUCGGCGGAUGAAGUAAGCGGUAUGUUACCUGGGCUUGAUGAGCCAGAGGAGACAGGCCCAGCUGUAAUUGAGCUUGGCUCGGCGGAGGAAGAAUCCAACAAAGUUGUAGAUGAUCCGAGGCUUGAUGCGACAGGCGGGAGAGUGGCAAUUGAGCUGCUGCUGGUCAUGAAAGUGGUUCCGUGCGAGGUUCCAGAGGCUGAUGAGUCCAAACCGCUGCUUAAUACAGUUGACAAGGAGCUUUCGAGCCCAAUUGAGAGACUCGUGUAUGUGCUUGACACCGCAGAAGAUGAAGUGACUGUCCAGGUCUCGACCUCGGUCGUAGUAAGGUCCGUGAUUUGGGAGGUCGAGUAA